This is a messenger RNA of Limanda limanda (common dab), 1250 nucleotides long. RefSeq names its product carbohydrate sulfotransferase 12-like. NCBI's taxonomy places the organism in Eukaryota, Metazoa, Chordata, Actinopteri, Pleuronectiformes, Pleuronectidae. The record is from RefSeq and is a predicted model, not a curated record. The transcript is spliced from 5 exons. Gene Ontology annotation, molecular function: sulfotransferase activity. Bases 105 to 1193 code for a protein of 362 amino acids. Gene Ontology annotation, biological process: proteoglycan biosynthetic process; carbohydrate biosynthetic process. Gene Ontology annotation, cellular component: membrane.
AUAAGUAUAAGACGCGUCUCCUUCCAUGACAGAUGCCCUCUGCGGAGCUGAGAUAACCUCUUCUUCUUUUCUUCCCCAAUCACGGAGCUGGAUUCGAUAUAACCAUGGGCUCAAGACGGUGUCUACGAGUGGCGAUCAUUCUGGGGUCGUUGUUUAUGACCCUUCUCCUCCUCGUGUACUGGGACGACGUCAGGGGCUUCAGCCUCCAGCCGCUGCUGGAGCCCGGGUCGCAUCAGGCUGCAUCUUGGCCUCGGAAGACUGGGGUUAGGGUUAGGGUUAGGGUUAGUACCAGUGUCAGGGAGCAGGAGGCGAGGAAGCAGAGGGUCAAGGAUGUCUGUUCAGGACAGGGCGCUGUGGAAUUCCCUGGAAGGACUCGACGAUUUGAGCAGAUCCCCAACGGGGAGCUGAAACACCUGAUAGUGGACGACAAACACCAGGUCAUCUACUGCUUUGUUCCCAAGGUAGCGUGCACCAACUGGAAGAAAGUGAUGGCGGUUCUGAGUCAGUCUAUGAUCUCGCCCUCCACAGGAAAACCGUACACUGACCCCAACGAUAUACCUGGGCGGCUCGUAGUACACAGCCAUGGUUUCUUCACCUUUUCCCAGUUUGGGCAUCGUUACGGUUCUCUGUCCCGCCACCAGAUGGAGCUCAAGCUCCAGCACUACACCAAGUUCCUGUUUGUUCGAGAUCCUUUCGUUCGUCUCAUCUCUGCCUUCAGGGACAAGUUUGGAAGCAUCAACCAGCAGUUCUACGACGAGUAUGGUUCGAUCAUGCUGCGUCGCUAUGGUAACCUCUCCGGGGCUCCGCCGAAGACAUCGAAGGAGGCGUUUGCCGCAGGAAUCCUGACGUUUCUGCAGUUUAUCAAGUACCUGCUUGAUCCAGAGACUGAGCCGAAGGUGGACGACGAUCACUGGCAACAGGUGUAUCGUCUGUGUCAUCCGUGCCAGGUCGGGUACGACUUCAUCGGGCGAAUGGAAACCCAGGAAAGCGACGCCGAACACCUGCUGAAGCUCCUGAAGGUGGAUCAUCUGAUCAGCUUCCCCUCAUCCACCAGUAACCUAACCGCAGCCAGCUGGGAAACAGAGUGGUUUGCACAGAUUCCCAUACAGAUGAGACGAGAGCUUUACAAAAUGUACGAAGCAGACUUUGAGCUGUUUGGUUAUCCCAAACCUGACAGCAUCCUCAAUCCUUGACCCACACCCCAGAGCCAAAGGCUACAUGGUUUGCAGUUUGUAGAGCACUGGGGCCGU